Zerene cesonia (dogface butterfly) is the source of this 2587-nucleotide messenger RNA. RefSeq names its product protein abnormal spindle-like. Lineage: Eukaryota; Metazoa; Arthropoda; Insecta; Lepidoptera; Pieridae. The record is from RefSeq and is a predicted model, not a curated record. Gene Ontology annotation, biological process: mitotic cell cycle; spindle organization; establishment of meiotic spindle localization. Gene Ontology annotation, cellular component: spindle pole. The transcript has 5 exons. Bases 81 to 2135 code for a protein of 684 amino acids. Gene Ontology annotation, molecular function: protein binding.
UGAAAGAAGCGAAAAAACGAUAUUUGUUAUUAAAGAAAUCUACUAUCGUAAUCCAAACAAGGUAUAGGGCUUUACGUGAGAUGAGAAUGAUUCGUAAACAAUAUUUAAGAAAAAAGGCUGCUAUUAUUCUAUUACAAAGAAAAUUCAGAGCUCAUUGCCUAAUGAGACAAGCAACAAAAGAUUUUGUUGCUAAAAAAACUGCCUGUAUCACUAUUCAGAAGUUUUACAGAGCAUAUAAACAGGGCUCGCAACAACGUAAACUCUAUCUGGAAUUAAGAAACGCUGCAACUGUUAUACAACGCAGAUAUAGAGACUUAAUUUUAAUGAGGAAAGAGAGAACUAUUUUCCUUACAAUUAAAUCGGCAGUUAUCGUUAUUCAAAAUACUUAUAGGGCUUACAAACUAAUGGUUAAGCAAAGAAAUAUUUAUCAAAAUCAACGCAAAGCCUGUUUACAAAUUCAAAUGGCAUAUAGGGCCUAUGUUGAAGGUAGAAAAGAAAAAUCAAAAUAUACCCAGUUAAAGUCAGCUGUUAUAUUGAUACAAAACUGGUAUAGAUCUACCAUAGAAACUAAAAAACUUCGCAAGGAAUAUUUACAAUUGCGAAGAGCUACUAUAUUUGUACAGCGCCAUAUAAGGGAAAGACGGUUAGCUCGAAAGAAAACUCUGGUACAAAUUCAAGCCAUUACAACAAUAACAAAUUGGUACAGUACUAUAAAAGAACGCAGACGGUUCUUAGAAUUUAGAAGAAAAGUAGUUAUUAUGCAAUCAGUCUUCCGUAUGUUAGUUGUUCGCAAUCACUACUUGAAAAUAAGGAAUGCGACAGUAAAAAUACAAAGAUAUUACAGAUCUUAUUUAUUAACGAAGAACUCAAGGACUCAAUUCCUCGAAGUUAAAGCUAAUAUAACAAAGUUGCAAGCACAUGUUCGAUGUUUUAUAGAGAAGAGAAAAUAUCAACGACUCAAGGCGUCUGUCAUAGCUAUUCAGUGCGCUUAUAGACUUAAAAGAACUAGAGAUCAAAUCCUUAAAAAUAAAAGAGAAAAGGCUGCUUUGUGUAUACAAAAGAACGUACGUAAAUAUCUUGUACAGAGGACUUACAAACGAUACUAUGAAAAGUUAGUAUUCAUACAGAGAUUGUGGAGAGGAAAACUUUUAACGCGUGAUAUACAUUUCGAGUAUAUGCACAAAAGGAAGACAAUAAUAAAAUUACAAGCACACAUGAGGGGGUACUUGGUAAGGAAGGAAGUAAAAAACAAAAGAGAGAAUUUAUUAAAACUACGAGAACAGAAAAGGCAAGACUGGGCUGCAGCAAAAAUUCAAGCUCUAUUUCGCGGACACAGAGUGCGCGUUGCUAAUGAUGCAAGAAUUCUAGAAUGGCGAAGGAGAUGGCGCGAUGAUAAAGUUCAUUCUACUCAGAGGUCACUUGGGGAAAGAAAUGAAGAAGCCAUGGAUGUUCUUCGAAACAUGUCCGAUAUAGAGACUGUAAUAAGAGCAUUCCGAUCUCUUGAGCUAUUAACAGAGGUGUUCCCGAUGAUGUAUAACUCAAACGCAGCUUCAAUAGUGCGUCGCGUAUAUGUGUACAUGUCUGUAACAAACAGAUCUAUUUCUAGUAUUGAAGUGUUGAAGUCGGCUGCUUCCGUUUUGGUCAACCUGACUAGGUAUAAGAUAACUGGACCUAAGAUAUAUGCGAGAGACCGCAUACCGCCUGUGUUGAAAUUCAUGUGGCGAUUUAGCAACAGUGAGACGCACUUAUUCUGCAUACUAGCUACUUACUUAUGGCUUUUCGCCAAAUAUGAUGAAAUUAAAAAGGAUUUGAAGGAUUAUCUGCACGAAGCAGAAAAUCAUAAAAUAAUGGUGGCAAUUAAAGGCAACGUAGAUAGGAUGAAGAGAAUGGUAACUAACUCGGCGCGGCACAGACUGAGCACGCCACAGUCCAGCCGUUUUGUCUCUCACACGAACCAAUCGGCGCGAGACAUCGGCAAUGUUAGUGUUUGCAGUAAUUCUAGCAAUAGCAGUAACCCCGAUUUGCUACUGCCAGCGUUGGACCCCGACUACGGAAUCUCGCGAGCUGACAAGCCUCGAUACUUUGAGGAUGCCCAACAAGCGAUUAACUGUCUCUUCCAUGUUUUUGAGUUGUAAUUGUAUGUUUUUAUUGUAUUAAUAAUGUAUUGAGAUGUGUCUGAUUGAGAACACUUAAAUUGGUAUACCCAUUUAAGUUUUCUCAUUGGGUAAUAAUUAUUGAAAUGAAAGAUCUAUAGGUUAAAAGUAGAAUAAAUAUUUAAAUAAUAUAUUAAUUUGAAAAAUAUGAGGUUAAUCCUUAUAUUUUGCAAAUUAAGAUAUAUCCCAUACCUAUUGCCAUAUCUACCCUAGUAUUUAAUAGUAAAAAAAUCUGUUUGUAUCACUUGUUUUCUCUUUGCGUGUAAUUUUUAUUUAUUUGAUGAAUUUUAUACUCCACUCUCAAAGACAAAUCUCAACACAUCUUUUUAUUGCUGUAAUAAUUUAAUCUUGACAUAAUCAUGUUAUUUUUAAUGUUAACUCUCGCUUUGUAAGUAAAGUGAUUGUAUGUUUAAUUUAAUAAAAUAUAAUAUAUU